This is a messenger RNA of Aaosphaeria arxii CBS 175.79, 774 nucleotides long. Its product is annotated as macro domain-like protein. Lineage: Eukaryota; Fungi; Ascomycota; Dothideomycetes; Pleosporales. The coding region runs from base 1 to 774 and encodes 257 amino acids. The record is from RefSeq and is a predicted model, not a curated record. The transcript has a single exon.
AUGGGUACUGCGGUAUCUUCACCUGCUACGAUCAGCACAGACACGGUACCACCAGCCGAGAUCCCCGAGAUCCAUCUUCUGUGUAUGGUACCAGAGUUCAUUACCGCAUUCGAGGCUGCAAAGGAGAAAUACAACCUCCCCUCCUCGGUGAAGGUUACAAUCCAUCACAACAACCUGAAAUACCUUCCGACAGACGUCAAAUUCGACGCCAUAGUGUCUCCCGCGAACUCUUACGCGCGGCUCGAUGGUGGCUUCGACGACGCAUUGUCUCGAGCAUUCGCACCACGAAACGACUACCAUGCGCUCACGCGCGUAGCGCAAGCCAAAGUGUACAGAGAGUGGCGCGGAUUUGCCCCACCGAGCAGCUGCACGAUGGUCGAUCUUGACCACCCAGAUCUAGUCAAACCUGGUUGGGGCUGCAGGUACAUGGCUCUUCUUCCCACGAUGAAGACGCCGCAGAACGUCGGGUGGGAUAAGGAAGUGGUUUAUGAGUGUGUGUGGGCUUUGCUAGCUACGAUUGACAGACAUAACCGCGCUAUCGCCGAAGAUCAACACACGAAUGAGAGGCGCAUAAAGAGCAUCUUGAUGACUCCUCUAGCGACAGGUUGUGGGCUAUGGGGUGCGGAAAAGUGGGCGGCGCAAACGGUUAUUGCGAUCAAGCAUUUUGUAGAGGCAUCCGCUGAAGAUGGAGAAAAUAAGUGGGGGAAGAUGGACUGGCGGGAGAUAUCCGCACCUUGCGAGGAGGUGGAGGAUACAUAUGAUCUUGAAGGAUGA